AUGGCAGCUCCGGAGGAGAGCGAAGUCUUUCUUUCCAGAGAGCUCCACGCCGUGACCACAGACUCAGCAUCCAGGAGCCGUGCGUCGAUUCGAUUGGCCGCUUUGGGCUGCAUCGGCGCCCUCGCCUGCUCUCUGGCCGUGCUCGGCCACUUCAGAAGCUCGCUUCCACGGGCCGGACUUCUACUGCGUGGAACCGGCCUUAUGCGAGGCUACGAGGACGACUGCUUCAAAGUUGGCAUGUACUAUGCGGGACCUGCCAGGCUGCCAUCACUGCCACGAACAGUGCAGCCAGAUGCACAGGCAUGCCAGGCCGAGUGCAUGAUGCAGAUGGGUUGUCAGUAUUUUACGUUCUGGCCGGAUGGUGGCUGCCUGCUUACCGGCUGGGGUGCAACGUUGAAGGCGGCUCCAACCCGCUUCGCUCAAACCGUCACGGGGCCAAAGGAAUGCCCCCUGACACGUCCCACCGCUAUGGAUGAAAGCCCGGCGCUGGAGGAGUGGGACCCAAGUGUGGAUGGCGCCGCGCCGGCACCACCGACGCUGCCGCGCGAUCCAGAGUUCCAGAUCGUGGUAGCUGGGCAGCUGCCUGGGGUCAACGGAACCCACUGUGCCGCAUAUCCGGCCUGCAGAGCUGUGAAGAUGAGUGGUGACUGCUGUCCAAAUGCCGAAGGGGUCGUGCUGGACUGCUGCGGAACAAGCGUGACCAGCAGUACCUUCCCGUAUGGGAACCGGAUGCCUCCACGUUCGGAUUUUGCUGCCUUGGAGGAGUCAGGAUUGGAAUACCUCUUUUGGACCCGCGGGUGGACGCUGCCAAUGAAGCAGUAA
This is a messenger RNA of Symbiodinium sp. CCMP2592, 822 nucleotides long. Lineage: Eukaryota; Dinophyceae; Suessiales; Symbiodiniaceae. The record is from the annotation of a GenBank genome assembly.